UAACUUUCGUGCUGAGCUAGCUGCUGACGUGAGAGGAACUUGACUUGAGCUGAACGGUGUUACUGUUCUUAGUUUUCCAUAAUAUCUAUGGAUAGUUAGAUCUACCGAUCUUUCCAUCGAUUAUUCAACACAUGACGAAAUUGUUCCCUCUGUAUUCAUCUCGAUAGAAUGACUGAAAACCGAAUAAUUUGACAGAGAACCGAGAAGUGAACAAAAUGGAUGCAGUGAACGGAGAAUCGAGUGAAAGGCAACGCACAUCACGGCAGUCGACGGGAGAGUUUCAAUACAGUGAACUGCCCGUAGCACUCAUUGCUACCAACGUCAGCGAAUGUGUGUUUACAGAUGACAAAGAAAGGGCUGCAUUUGAGGAGAUGUGUUCUGUGUAUGGAGAGAGGGUUGAGUUCCACUACCUUCCCAGCUUUCGUCGUAUCAGAGUGACCUACGGAUCACCAGAAGAAGCCGUUGGAGCUAGGAUAGCGUUACAUUCCAAAGAUAUCUGUGGCUCCAUUGUCAAUUUCUAUUUUGCACAGACCAAGAUAUUGAAAGACAGCAACCCAAGCCUGGAGCUUCCUGAGCCGGUCAGACAGUUCUUGAUAUCCCCUCCAGCUUCUCCUCCUAUCGGUUGGGAGCCUGUACCAGAGUCAGAACCCGUGAUUGACUAUGACCUUCUAGCUGCACUAGCCAAUCUUGCACCAGGUGAGACUCACGAGCUCCACCCAGCCCAGGGUAACAAGCCAAGCAUCGUAGUAGAGCCUUGCGAUGAUCCAAAAGCAAAACGGCCAGUCCCAUCGAAGAUCCAACAGACCAAGAGACCCGAUCUUCCAUGCUCAUCAUGAUCAUCACUCAAAUCAUCAGAGCUCAAGACUGGCUCGAUUGAUCUUAUGUGUCUCGUAGCUGAAUGACUCUUUAUAGUCUGCAUCAGAAAUGAGGUUACUGCCUUGGUUGGUUCACACAGGAAGUGAAUACUGUACUAGUAAUUAAGAUCAACUAAACGCUUGGCUUCCAGCUUAAGUUGAAGCUUACUUGUUCACUUGAAUAUUUUAUAUGACCAGGCAAUUACAGCUUUAGAAGUUUAUCUCUUCCAGCCUGAAUCUGGGGUCCUACACG
Messenger RNA from Strongylocentrotus purpuratus (purple sea urchin), 1107 nucleotides. RefSeq names its product calcipressin-3. Bases 216 to 836 code for a protein of 206 amino acids. Gene Ontology annotation, cellular component: cytoplasm; nucleus. Gene Ontology annotation, molecular function: nucleic acid binding; calcium-dependent protein serine/threonine phosphatase regulator activity. Gene Ontology annotation, biological process: calcium-mediated signaling. The transcript has 4 exons. Lineage: Eukaryota; Metazoa; Echinodermata; Echinoidea; Camarodonta; Strongylocentrotidae. The record is from RefSeq and is a predicted model, not a curated record.